Molecule: messenger RNA, 2615 nt
Organism: Daucus carota subsp. sativus
Lineage: Eukaryota; Viridiplantae; Streptophyta; Magnoliopsida; Apiales; Apiaceae
Exons: 13
Coding region: 198-2441 (747 amino acids)
Source: RefSeq, a predicted model, not a curated record
CCAAUCUACCAUGGCCUCCAUGAUAUAACUAGCCUCGUCUCUUUCUAUUCGCCUCACUCUUUUCACCCGUCCUUUUCAAUCCCAAACGUUUACACCGCUUAUUCAUCCAAUUCUCUCUUCACAUUGCCUAGCUGGUUUUAAAAACUGCGAUAAGCGAGAGCGAGAGAGAUAUCAUCUGACCAAGAGGUCUCGUACAAAUGGCGGAUCAGUUAUCGAGCUCAGUAGCUUUCGGGCUGAAGCUGUCGAAGCGCAUCUACUACGGAAGGCAAGUGUCGGCGCCCAAGGCUUCCGUGAUGGAGAAGUCAUCGUCGGACACGUGGCUGCCCAGGGGGCCCAUGGUUUACGCGGAGAUCAAGGAGCCAGGCGUAGUGGACAACCCGGAUAUUCCGACGUACCAGCCGUACGUGUACGGACUGUGUGAGCCGCCGGCGUUAAUACCGUUACACAUGCAUGGGGUGGAGAUGGAGGUGGAUUGUUAUUUGGACACUGCGUUUGUUAGUGUGAGUGGAAGCUGGCGAGUUCAUUGUGUGCUUGCUAAUAAAACGUGUGAUUGUCGCAUUGCGAUCCCCAUGGGCGAACAGGGUUCAGUUCUAGGUGUUGAAGUCAGUACGACUAGAAGUUCAUUCUAUACCCAAUUGAUUGCUACCAGAGAUACGUGUGAUACAGAAAACAAGGAUAAUGCAAAGGAUGGUUGCCUGCUCAAACGCCAAAUAUACACAUUCAAAGUUUCUCAGGUUGAAGGCGGGUCCAAUCUCCAUGUCAAAGUCAGAUGGUCUCAGAAAAUGGUGUAUCAAGAUGGUCAAUUCUGCCUCUCUGUUCCGUUUAGUUUUCCGACAUAUGUAAUACCUGUAGCUAGUAAUAUCAAUAAAACAGAAAAAAUUCAGCUGAAUCUGAAGGCUGGUAUUGGGACACAGGUCCUGUGCAAAACCACUAGUCAUCCGUUUAAGGAAAUAAGACGCGGAGCAGGGGAGCUGCUCCUCUUAUAUGAGGCUGAAGUUGUGUCAUUUUCCAGCACUGACUUCUUUUUUUCUUAUUCUGUUUGUUCGAGUGAUAUAUCUGCUGGUCUCCUAUUGCGUGCUCCAUCUCCUCAUGAUCAUGACCAGAGAGAGAUGUUCUGCUUUACCCUAUUCCCAGGGAGUGACCUUUGUAGAAAGGUUUUCAGAAAGGUCAUAAUCUUUGUUGUGGAUAUAAGUGGAAGCAUGCAGGGAGGCGCCAUCGAGUCUGCAAAAACUGCACUACUAGAAGCCAUUUCAAACCUCUCCCAGACGGAUUCUUUUAACAUUAUUGCCUUCAAUGAGAUUAGCGCAGCGUUCUCACCGUCCAUAGAACUUGCAUCAAAUGAGACAAUCGAAAAAGCUGCAGAAUGGAUCAGUACAAAUUUAAUUGCAAAAGGUGGCACAAACAUCGUGUCACCUCUAAAUCAGGCAAUAGAAAUGGUUGCGGAAACUGGUGAUUCAGUUCCUUUAAUUUUUCUCAUCACGGACGGGGCCGUUGAAAAUGAACGUGACAUUUGCAACAACAUUAAAAAACUCUUCUUAGACUGGGGUCCCGAUUCUCCUCGUAUAUGCACAUUUGGGAUAGGUUCAUACUGUAAUCAUUUCUUCCUACAAAUGCUUGCGCAAAUUGGAAGAGGUUAUUAUGAUGCUGCAUAUGAUAUUGAUUCCAUCACCUUCCGAAUGCAAAGGCUAUUUGACAGCAGUUCAUCUCUCAUUCUUACAAAUAUCAAAAUUGAUGCCCUGGAACACAUUGAUAAAUUAGAGAUGUACCCAUCUCGUAUUCCAGACCUUUCUGCCGGCUGUCCAGUGAUCGUAUCAGGCAGAUAUUCUGGGAAAUUCCCUGAUACGCUUAAAGCUAGUGGCACCUUGUCAGAUUUGAGUAGGUUUGUGGUAGAUGUGAAAGCACAAAAUGCAAAGGACAUUCCUCUAGACAGGGUACUUGCAAGAAGGCAUAUUGAUACACUCACAUGUCAUGCUUGGUUGUCUGGAAGCAAACCACUAGAGGAGAAGGUUGCAAAGAUGAGUAUUCAGACAGGAAUUCCAUCAGAGUAUACCAGCUUGAUUUUAGUCCAGACUGAUAAAGGAAAGCAAUCGUCUGGCCCAGUUCUAGUACAAGAGAUGAUGGGGAUGAAUGGCAGGAAAGUAAUAUUUCUCAGGAACACGGGUAUCGGUUUUGGUGACUUAAUGGCUACAUCUGAGAAUCUUCCUCUUGGCAGUGGAGAACCAAAGUUGCACGUAUCUAAAGAUUUUAUGAUGAAGGCGGCGACGAAUUUUUGUGGGAGUCUAAUGGAUCGAUGCUGUUGCAUGUGCUUCAUUCAGGCCUGUUCACAAGUAAAUGAUAAAUGUGCUGUGGCAUUUACCCAACUUUGUACUGCCCUCGCAUGUUUCCAAUGCCUCAGCUGCUGUUGCGAGAUCUGUGAUUCAUGUGACCAAUGCUGCGGUUAGUGUAGAUAUAACAAUCCUGAUAACAGCCUAGCCUAACAGGCUUUGUAUGUGUACAUUCUGAUCUCGAACAACUAUGUCAUACUUGAACUUCUGAUGCGAAUAAGGUGAAUCUGAUCUCACAUUUCGAAGACCUUUCUCUACUUUAAAGGAUUCAAUUAUAUUCGGUUUUAUUGA